UGGCUAUAAAUCUUUUUUUUUUUUUUUCUUUUUCUUUUUAUUGCAGAAGGAAGACUUUAAUGAUGUGUUGUUGGUUUGUGGAAGACUUUGCUUUCCAAGUCACUCCAAUUCCUGUUCUUCUGCUCUCUCUGGAUUGCCCUCAAAAGCUUUCAACGGAUUCAAGAUUCAUGUUUUGCGGGUGAUUCUCAAACCGUAGAGGCAUCCCAGCUCACGAUUCCAAGCUAGGUUUUCUGGCCAUGAAGUGUUUCCAAUUCCACAUUGGAGAGAAAAGGGAAGAACCCAAGACGCCAAGGCCAAAUUCAGUGCUGUCCUCUUUUACUGAGCAAGAUCCAACGAAGCAGUCUGGAUCAGAUUUCAAUUCCCAGGAUGCUUCGGAUACAAGCAAUGAGUCCAGAGGUUGUGGCCAAUUCCCAAAUCUGUCGGAGAGACCAAGUAAUCUCAAGGUUUUUACAUUUCAAGAGCUGAAACAAGGGACCAGAAAUUUCAGCCGCACGGCCAAGCUCGGGGAAGGAGGAUUCGGAUGUGUUUAUAAGGGUGUUAUGAAGAGUAUCGAUGAUCCAACGAAGAAGAUUGAUGUUGCUGUAAAACAACUUGGCAGAAGAGGCCUGCAGGGUCACAAAGAAUGGGUGACAGAAGUUAAUGUUCUUGGCAUUGUUGAGCAUCCAACUCUCGUGAAGUUAAUCGGUUACUGUGCUGAGGAUGAUGAAAGAGGAAUCCAACGCCUUCUGAUAUAUGAGUACAUGCCGAAUGGAAGCGUCGAGGAUCAUUUGUCAGUUAGGUCGCUCACACCCCUCUCCUGGCCUGCGAGGCUUCGGAUUGCCCUGGAUGCAGCUCGCGGCCUGACGUACCUGCACGAAGAAAUGGAUUUUCAGAUCAUCUUCAGAGAUUUCAAAUCUUCGAAUAUUCUCCUGGAUGACCAGUGGAAUGCAAAAUUAUCAGACUUUGGUUUGGCUCGACUGGGACCUUCAGAAGGACUAACACAUGUUUCGACUGCGAUUGUAGGAACCAUGGGAUAUGCGGCUCCCGAAUACAUUCAAACAGGCCGUCUCACUUCAAAGAGCGACGUUUGGAGUUAUGGGGUUUUUCUUUACGAACUCAUUACUGGUAGGCGCCCUUUGGAUCGAAACCGUCCCAGGAGUGAGCAGAAGCUUUUAGAAUGGGUAAAGCCAUACCUAUCAGAUGCCAAGAAGUUUCAGCUGAUACUGGAUCCUAGGCUUGAAGGAAAGCAAACCCUUAAAUCAGCUCACAAGCUCUCAAUUGUUGCAAAUCGAUGCUUGUCCAGACUUCCAAAGUCACGGCCAAAGAUGAGCGAGGUUCAGGAAAUGGUCAGGCAAAUUGUCGUUGCGUCAACAGGUGCAGCCAUUCCUCAAGCACCGUUGAGCCGCAAAGAACAGAAUGAAACUUCUGAUGAUGAACCUAAAGGUAAAAGAAGGAUCACUGAUAUGAAAAUCGGGGAUGGUGGCUGGCUAGUCCGCAUGUGGUCGUCCAAGCUUGUGAAAACUUGCUGAUCCGAGAUGGAGGCACCGAUUCUAUUGGGUACACAGGGAAGAACUUUGGCUACAAUCUUUAAAAUACAUAUAACUGGGUACUAACAGAAAUGAAAUGCUUCGAUAUUCUUUAGGCUUUUUUCGUAACUCUCUCCAAUUCCAGGGCUCUCCAGGAACCAGCACAGAGUGCCGACUCAACCGUUAUCAUCUUCCUCACAGAAGCAUCAUAAAAUCUGUAUGUAUAGGAUUCAACAAUAGGUUUGAAAGCUGGUUUAGAUUACUUUUGCUGUGCUAUCUAUGAACAUGUUGCUUGUAUGUGUUCAUGUUACUGUAGGUUUGGUAGAGUUGAGAAAGAAUGUGUGUGAUUCUCCUAAUGAUUGAUGUCAAAAUAAUCAGGGAUUGUUGCGACUAAACGAGAACAUUUCGAUGUGAAUAUUUGUAGUUCUUGUGUUCA
Andrographis paniculata is the source of this 1941-nucleotide messenger RNA. Its product is annotated as serine/threonine-protein kinase PCRK1-like. The coding region runs from base 237 to 1508 and encodes 423 amino acids. The record is from RefSeq and is a predicted model, not a curated record. Gene Ontology annotation, molecular function: ATP binding; protein kinase activity. NCBI's taxonomy places the organism in Eukaryota, Viridiplantae, Streptophyta, Magnoliopsida, Lamiales, Acanthaceae. Gene Ontology annotation, biological process: protein phosphorylation. The transcript is spliced from 5 exons.